Messenger RNA from Sorghum bicolor (sorghum), 1790 nucleotides. Its product is annotated as lysM domain-containing GPI-anchored protein 1. The transcript has 5 exons. The coding region runs from base 354 to 1583 and encodes 409 amino acids. The record is from RefSeq and is a predicted model, not a curated record. NCBI's taxonomy places the organism in Eukaryota, Viridiplantae, Streptophyta, Magnoliopsida, Poales, Poaceae.
GUAGUUUGGCGUAAAUAGCUCUUGAAUAUCUUGCAAUUUUGGGCAAAGGCACUGCUGGGUUAGCAUGUGCUACGUGUACAAUAUUUACUGUACACUCAUUAGUCCGUACACUCUGCUCCGCUAGUAAUCCAAAUCCUGCCGCACUGCACCAGACUGUCAAUCGCAGAGGAGGAUCGGAUCCAAAGCCCGCACGCAUUCCCAGCAUCCGCCACACUGACAGAGUUCUCGGUCUCCAGCUUUGCUCUCCACUCUCGCGAGCCACCUCCCGACGGAUCGCCGACCAGCCCGGAGGCCGUCCGGCCGCCGCUCACUGUCUCCGGCGACCCGCACCCACCCUACAGCUAGCCGUCGUCAUGCGGGCAGCAGCGGCGUCCCUCUCCCUACUACUACCCCACCUCCUCGUCGUCCUGCUGCUGCUGCUGUCCGCCGUGCCCAAUGCCCUGUCCAAGUCCACGCUCGAGUCCUGCGCCUCCUCCACGGCCUGCCCGGCGCUGCUCUCCUACACGCUCUACGCGGACCUGAAGCUGGCCGAGCUCGCGGCGCUGUUCGCCGCCGACCCGCUGGCCAUCCUGGCCGCCAACGCCAUCGACUUCGGGGUGCCGGACCCUGCCGACCGCAUCCUCCCGGCGGGUCUCCCGCUGCGCGUGCCGGUGCCGUGCGCCUGCUCGGACGGCAUCCGCAAGGCCACCUCCGUGCGGUACGUGGCCCGGGCGGGCGACACGCUGGCGUCCGUCGCCGCCUCCGUCUACGGCGGGCUCACCACGGCCGACUGGAUCCGCGACUCCAACGGCAUGCCCGACGACGCCGCGCUCGACGCCGGGACCACGCUGUUCGUGCCGCUGCACUGCGCCUGCUUCGGCGGCGUCGACAGCGGCGCCCCCGCGGUGUACCUGACGUACGUGGUGGCCGAGGGCGACACCGUGCCGGCCAUCGCGCGGAGGUUCCGCACCACGGGGAACGACCUCAUGAGCGUCAACGACAUGGCCACCGCCGACGUCGCCGCCGGGGACAUCAUCGUCGUGCCGCUGCCAGCAUGCGCGUCGUCGUUCCCGGCGUUCACGUCGGACGCCGGCCUGGCCGUGGCCAACGGGACAUACGCGAUCACCGCCAACCGCUGCGUCCAGUGCAGCUGCGGCCCUGGAAACCUGGACUUGUUCUGCGUGCCGGCGCCGCUGGCGGACUCGACGUGCUCCAGCAUGCAGUGCAGCAACAGCAGCAUGAUGCUCGGCAACUUCACACUCCAGAUGACCAGCGCCGGCUGCAGCGUCACCUCCUGCAGCUACGGCGGAUACGUCAACGGGACCAUCCUCGCCACGUUAACCACGUCACUGAAACCCCAGUGCCCAGGCCCACACCAGUUCCCUCCGCUGAUGCCACCGCCGACGUCGUCGUUCUUCGAGACGUACCUCGGCCCGUCACCGACGCCGAUGGCAUCUGAAGGCGGCAUUGGUCCGCAGAUGGCUGCCAUGGCGCCGACGAGCAGCCCGCCGGCGAGUUCAGGCGGUCCUCCGAUGGCAGGAUCACACGGCAGUGGCGGUCUUGCGCUGGUCGCUCUCUGCCUCGUCGCCAAUCUGCUGUGGUAGAUGGGCUGUGACUGUGAGAGAACAAUCGAGCAGCACUUGUUCGGAAGGGGAUUCUUUUGUACAGGAGCAGUCGGCCAUUUUUUCUGCGCGGCGAAGCGUGCAAAUUCUUUUUUGUUCUUCAUUCGAUUUGUCGUCCUUGUAAUAUCGCCAACUCAUGCCAAUAAGGGAGCAUUUAUCUAGGAGGGUCGGUGACAAUGUUCGUGUCAA